AUGGAAGACGCGCGGCGCGCUCUGGAGACCGAGACUUCCCCGGGGGGUGGCUGGAAGUUGCUGGAGAUCGGAUACCCCGCUAUGCUGCGGCACUUGGACUACUUGGGACCGGGGCAAGACACCGCGGAGGGGCGGCAGGUGAUGCUGAGCCGAGUGAAGCUGCACCUGGCGAGCGCGGAGUAUGCUUUCGCGGGGGAGGGGCUGCAGCUGCCAGAGGGGCUGACAGUGCGGCGCGUGCUGUCGGAGUACCUGGCCGAGAUGGGGGCUAUGGCCGUCAAGGAGAUCCAGGCCAAGCUGGGGGCUUACAUCAGAAAGUCCGACAUCCAGUGGUGCCUGACGGUGCCCGCCAUAUGGGAGGAGCCCGCGAAGCAAGAGAUGAAACGCAUCGCGGAGGCGGCGGGGCUGAUCGGCCCUGGCGCUAGCCCGCACCCGCUGCUCAUCGUGCUCGAGCCCGAGGCGGCCGCCGUCUACUGCGACAGACACAUGGCGGCUGCGCGAGGGGGGAUCAAGCGCGGAGACGUGUUCUUGAUCGCAGUUCCCUCUUACGACAAACGCAGGGCGGCUGCGCCGGGGAGGAUCAAGCGAGGCGACGUCUUCCUCAUCGCAGACGUGGGCGGCGGCACGGUGGACCUGAUCGUGCAGGAGAAGAUGGACCGCUCGCUGCGCGAGGUGUCGCGCGGCAGCGGCGACCUGUGCGGGGGUACCUACGUGGACGGCGCAUUCCUGGAGUUUCUCGGCGACCGCAUCCCGUGCCUGGAGCGCUUCCUGGACGCCCACCCGCGCCAGAUGGUGCUGCUCAUGUCGUGGUGGGAGCAGCAGAAGCGCGGCUUCAACGGCGCGGGCAACCCGGUCGUCUUCGACCUGCCGGCCAGGCUGGCGGCCAUGUGGGAGAAAGAAGACUCCGAGGUGUUUGAAGACAGGGACCGGCUGAUCAUCAGUCCUGCGGAGCUGCGCUCCAUCUUCGACCCGACGCUGGAUAAGAUUUUGGCGCUCAUCGACGCGCAGCUGGCGGCGAGCCCCAAGUGUGACCAGCUCUUCCUGGUCGGGGGGUUCUCCCAGUCGCCGUACCUCAUCAAGCGCGUGACUGAGACAUUCGCGCACCGGGUAGCCAACAUAGUCACGCCGCCGGAGCCAGGCACGGCCAUCUGCCAGGGCGCGGUCCUCUUCGGGCUGGACCCGUCCAUCAUCACGGAGCGCACCUCGCGCAAGACGUACGGUAUAAAGUGCGCGCGCGAAUUCCGGCCGGGCGACCCCGAGGACAAAAAGUGGUUCCACGACGAGGACGGCUGCUUCCACGUCAGCAACUCGUUCAACAUUUUCGUGCGCAACGGCGACCAGGUGCUGGUCGAUUCGGAGAUCCGGCACUCCUUCCGGCCGUCCAAAUUGGACCAAACCCAGUGCCCCGUCUUUUUACUAACCACCGAUAAGCGCGACCCACGAUUCGCGGACGACGACGGAGUGGAAGAAGACUUUGGGUUCUCGCUCGACAUGGAAGACCUGCCACGUGGCCAGCGCUCAUUCGACGUGCGGAUGAAGUUCGGCGCGACGACGAUCGAGGUGGCGGCGUUCCGGAAGGGCGACGACGAGAACCCCGUGGAGGUUAAGGAGGUGGUCAAAGCGACGCCAACGCCAACGGAAGAGGUGGCAAUCAGCCGCCAAGUCACAGUCCCAAGCGCAGGCUCGUCAGCUAACUGGUUGAUCGAGACGCUGUCCGCGAGCAACACCCCCCGCCACACGUCGUACCCGAACCACCUCAACACCAGCAGCAGCCUGGUCCAGCUGGGCGACUACAUCGCGUAUAACAACGACAUAUACGAUAUCACCAACAUCACGGACCCGGGCCCCACCGGAAACCGGACGCUCGUCGCUUAUGGCGCUGGACACUGCACCGUGGUCCAGGCGCCGGUUCCCGCGAACGCGACCAAUUUUACGCUCUUCUGCCACGAGACGUUCGUCUUCUUCGCCGGGCCGUAUGCCAACAGCACCCUCGCAUUCCAGCUGAUCGACGGCUUCGCCGAGCUUCCCCAGCCCCCGGAUGCGAUCCUGGGCGGCAGCGGCUACUUCUCCGGCGCGACCGGCCAGAUCACAUACGUGACCAGCCCUUAUGCAAACGUGGCCGUCAACGGCGAGGUCUACUUCUCGGUCUCCCUCUGUUAA
Messenger RNA from Klebsormidium nitens, 2157 nucleotides. Lineage: Eukaryota; Viridiplantae; Streptophyta; Klebsormidiophyceae; Klebsormidiales; Klebsormidiaceae. The record is from the annotation of a GenBank genome assembly.